This is a messenger RNA of Pogonomyrmex barbatus (red harvester ant), 737 nucleotides long. It is a transcript of the gene RpL19, whose product is annotated as ribosomal protein L19. Gene Ontology annotation, biological process: translation. Lineage: Eukaryota; Metazoa; Arthropoda; Insecta; Hymenoptera; Formicidae. Gene Ontology annotation, cellular component: cytosolic large ribosomal subunit; ribosome. Gene Ontology annotation, molecular function: RNA binding; structural constituent of ribosome. The record is from RefSeq and is a predicted model, not a curated record.
UAAAUGAAAUAGUGCUCUUGCAUUCUCUCAGGAAGGAAAUGUAGCAUCGGCCAUCUUGAGUCUCUUUUACAGAGGAAAGCUUGUGGAAUACAGCAUGAGCUCCUUGAAGCUGCAAAAGAGGCUAGCAGCCUCUGUUAUGCGAUGUGGGAAGAAGAAAGUCUGGUUGGAUCCAAACGAAAUUAAUGAAAUCGCGAAUACAAAUUCUCGGCAAAAUAUUAGGAAAUUGAUCAAGGAUGGUCUUAUUAUCAAAAAACCUGUAGCUGUACAUUCGAGAGCUCGCGUUCGCAAGAAUACCGAAGCUAGACGUAAGGGUCGUCAUUGCGGUUUUGGUAAAAGAAAGGGUACGGCGAAUGCACGUACACCUCAAAAGGAUCUUUGGAUUCAAAGAAUGCGAGUUCUUCGUCGUCUUUUGAAAAAGUAUCGAGAAACGAAAAAGAUCGAUAGACAUUUGUAUCACUCGCUGUACAUGAAAGCUAAAGGUAAUGUUUUCAAAAAUAAACGAGUAUUGAUGGAGUUCAUCCAUAAGAAGAAAGCGGAAAAGGCCCGUGCUGAGAUGUUGUCAGAUCAAGCUGAAGCUCGGCGCACAAAAGUCAGAGAAGCUCGCAAACGCCGUGCAGAACGUAUUGCUUCAAAGAAACAAGAGCUACUGCAAUCGUAUCAGCGCGAAGAUGAUGCCGCAAAGAAAUAAAUCGCGAGAUAUAUCUUAACAAAUAUAAAUAAAAUGAAAAAAAAGAAAA